This is a messenger RNA of Diversispora eburnea, 1056 nucleotides long. NCBI's taxonomy places the organism in Eukaryota, Fungi, Glomeromycota, Glomeromycetes, Diversisporales, Diversisporaceae. The record is from the annotation of a GenBank genome assembly.
AUGAAUCCUGCUAUAACCACCACUACUACCUAUAAAGAUGACAAUAACAAUAGCCCUAGUUCUUAUAUCCAAAUAAAACCAAAUAAAUUAGUGCGAGCAGAACUAUUAAAAAAUGAUUUUUCUCAACCAAAAUAUAUUAGAACGAAGCCCAACGUCAUAGUUAGAGCUGAAGUAGCAAACAACUUCAAUGGGAAACACCCAAAACAUCCUAAUUCAUACUCAUCACAUAAGAAAUCACCACAUGUGAUUCCUUAUUGCCGUCAUUUUUCUCAUGGUUUGUGCAUUAACAGAAAAUGUCAUUACACACAUGUUCGUGUAAAUCCAAAAGCCUCAAGAUGUGAGGCCUUCAUUAAAGAAAGAUAUUGUCCGAAAGGGUUCGAUUGCAGAGAGAAGCAUGAAUGGUCGUUCCCAAUAUUUGAUGAUGAUGAGAUUGAGGAGGCAAAGAAGAGGAAGUGGGACGAUAGCGAAGACAGCAAUGAUGAAUUUAAAAAAGAUCAAAAAGAAGAGUCUUCAAAGCCAAAGAUUCGGGUUAAGCAAGAGUGGGAGAAUGUAAACGAGUUUUCAGACGGGGGAUUCGAUUUCAUUCCUUUUGAAUAUUCAUACGAGAAGAAAUCAAAAUUAAAUUCAUUAAAAUCCCCGUUGAAGAAACUUAAGAGUCAUCAACUACCCGAUCUAGUUUUAUAUAAUAAAAAUUUAAAUAAUUAUGGCAGAUUUUUCACUCAAGUAAAUGCAUCAACGAUUAAACUCAAAUCUACUUUCUGGUCGAGUGCGGUUGGGGAUGCAUGGAUAAUUAAUUGUGACAAUCAAGAAGUUGUAUCGCAUCUAUCUAAUCUAAAAUUUACCAGUGAUCAAUCCGAAUGUCUAGUAUUUAGCACUUCAACAUCACUUUCCAAAUAUUGUCUUCACAUUGUUAUUUAUAAAAAUGCACAUGAUGAAGAUAAUAUUGACAAUAGUCAAGACACUUGUUACGAAGUUGAUGGCUACGAAGCUGGCUGGUCAUUAAGCAAAAUAGAUUGUGGACAAAUUCCUUCAAACAUAACAGCUUGUAAUAAAUAG